AUGUCAUCCGUGCAUGAAGUUGAUCGACUCAACCAGCUGAGGGACAUCUUCUCGCGCUUCGACAUGGAUUCCGAUGGCAGCCUGACCCAACUCGAGCUCGCGGCGCUCUUACGCUCUAUCGGACUCAAGCCCUCAGGUGACCAAAUCCAUGCUUUAUUAUCCAACAUAGACUCGAACAACAACGGGGCAGUGGAAUUCGAUGAAUUGGUCAAUGCCAUCACGCCUGACAUUAACCAGGACAUACUAAUAAACCAAGAACAGCUUCUGGAGGUUUUUCGAUCCUUUGACCGCGACGGCAAUGGCUACAUAACGUUGGCCGAGCUGGCCGGUUCAAUGGCCAAGAUGGGGCAGCCGUUAACGUAUCGCGAACUCACGGAAAUGAUACAAGAGGCUGAUAUAGAUGGUGAUGGUGUCAUUAGCUUUCAAGAAUUCGCAUCUGUCAUGGCCAAAUCGGCCGCGGAUGUUCUUGGCCUUCCAUUGUCGUAGCCAGAGAUCGUUGUGUUAUGUUCAUCAUCUUAAUUCAUUGUGUGUUAUCAUAAUCUUUCCGGAAUAGUUUUUAGUUGGUUUAAAUUAUUGAUUUGGUAAUGUUGGCUUGUUUUUUACAUUUAUUGUGGGUAGGAGUUUCUUUGUUGCAACAGAAUUGAUGUAUAUUAUGAUAAGGAGUAAUACAAAAACAUGGAGGAUAUCGGUUCCUCUCUCAAGAGUAUUUUGUUUUUUUUGUUUUUUUGUUUGUUGACUAUUGUUAUUUAAUUUGGGUUAGAUUAGAUCAAACUUGUAUUAUUUUUAAGUCAAUAAUGAUAAAUUCAAUUGAUUUAUGUGAAUGGAAUGACAUCAUUAAUAUCUUUUCCUUACUCAUAUAACCCUUAUCAAUUAUAGUCUUUUAAUUUUGUAUUGCUAUAUGAGUAUUGUAAUAACCUAGUCAUUUUUCUUCCUUUCCUUUUCUCAAUUUUUUUUGAAUAUUUUAUUUUUUCCGUUGAUCUUUUCCUUUCUGAGUUCGGUUUCUCGUCACACGGUGUCAUCUUGAGUGCUCUAGAAUGAUUUCCGAGACUCUUUUCUUUGGAUUGACAACUUCCUUUGAGAACCGCGUCAUUUUCACAUUUUUAUUUUUCGAAUACUAUUCACUUUUCGUUCUUUUCCCUAUUUAGUCUUGUCCUCGUUUGUCACUUUGUUGGCAUAACCUCACUUCUUCUGUUCGGAAUUGGUUUUUG
This is a messenger RNA of Cornus florida, 1208 nucleotides long. Its product is annotated as probable calcium-binding protein CML15. The transcript has a single exon. The record is from RefSeq and is a predicted model, not a curated record. Lineage: Eukaryota; Viridiplantae; Streptophyta; Magnoliopsida; Cornales; Cornaceae. Gene Ontology annotation, molecular function: enzyme regulator activity; calcium ion binding. The coding region runs from base 1 to 486 and encodes 161 amino acids.